Messenger RNA from Neltuma alba, 1789 nucleotides. RefSeq names its product protein SLOW GREEN 1, chloroplastic-like. Gene Ontology annotation, molecular function: protein binding. Lineage: Eukaryota; Viridiplantae; Streptophyta; Magnoliopsida; Fabales; Fabaceae. The coding region runs from base 219 to 1301 and encodes 360 amino acids. The transcript has 4 exons. The record is from RefSeq and is a predicted model, not a curated record.
CACCCCUGCCUUUCUUUGCCUUCAACUCCGCUUCACCUGGAGAAUGGUGCUUUUGAAAUAUUGCCAUAAUGGUGGUGAGAGAAACAUAUGCAGAAAGGAAGUAACGGCAAAAGGGAGCUGGAGAUGAUAUAGGGUAUUUAGUUGGACGCUAAUUUUUAUGCUAAUUUUCUUAAACCCUGAGCCCUGGUUUUCUCUGUGCUGUGUUAUUUGUAGGAAACAUGUACUCAAUCGCCACUUUCUCUCUCUUCCAAGCAGAACUGCUCGAUUCUAAAUUCCUCUUCAAUGCCAAUUGCCUCCGAUAUUCAUUCCGACAGCGAUGGGUUCAUAGCCCCACCAAACCCACGCUAACUUCAAUUCAACCUCUCGUAUUUCGCAACUCCUUCAAAUCCUCUCCUCUUUGCGCAGAGUUGGCUUGUUCCUCUUCAGCAUGCUCUAUUACUUCUUUUCCUCGCUCUGUUCGAACAAGCCUAUUCAAACUUUUGUCGGAGAAGCUUGUGUUUUUUCUUGUUGGGUCGUUUAUCUUAAUCGGGUGCUUUAACAGAAGAGUGGCUUUAGCACUGCCCUCUGUCACUUCAGGCGUAGCUCUGGAGGACGGUAGUGACGCCUUGAAAGAGAAAAGUGAGGACGAGGAAAUGUACGAGAAGAUUCUGGAGAAGGACCCGCGAAAUGUUGAGGCUCUGAAGGUGAUUUUGUUUAAGAAAAUAAGGAUGGGGAAGUCGAAGGAGGCUGUGAAGUACGUCGAGAGUUUGAUUGAUGCAGAGCCGAACGAGGUUGAGUGGCGGCUUUUGCUGGCAUUUUGUUACGAGACAAUGGGGCAAUUGAGUACGGCUAAAAGAUUGUUCAAGGAAAUCUUGGAGCAGAGGCCUCUCUUGAUCAGAGCUCUGCAUGGUUUGGCUAUUGUGAUGCACAAAAAACAUGAAGGUCCGGCUGUCUUUGAAAUGCUGAAUGAGGCUUUAGAAUCAGCAUGCCGUGAAAAAAGAGUUACAGAAGAGAGAAAUAUAAGAAUCUUAAUAGCACAAAUGCAUGUUGUGAAGGGGGAUUUGGAGGAGGGUUUAAAAAGGUUUCAAGAACUGGUUGAUGAAGAUCCUCGGGAUUUCAGGCCUUAUCUUUGUCAGGGCAUUAUAUACAGUCUGCUGGAUAAAAAGGAGGAAGCUGCACAACAGUUCGAGAUAUAUCAAGCCCUCUUGCCCGAGGAGUUUCCGCAGAGAGGAUUUCUUGAUGAUGUCGUCUUAACAGCGAAAGGAACAUCCAGAGAGCAGUUUCAGAGGGAAUUUGAAGCUCAAUAUUCUCAUAGGAAGUAGAGAUCAGCAUCCUUAUGUUCUUUGUUGAAUUUUGGUGGUCUCAAUGCAAGGAGGCAGAAGUUUGAAAAAUUGAGCAUUUCAGUCACUUCUAUGAUGUAUAGGUCACGGUUUAGCACCACAUUCAGAUAAUUUGAAGUAUGAGAGAGAGAGAGAGAGAGAGAGAGAUAGAAGGAGAGAGGUGGGCUCAUCUAUGUUCAUGCGCGUUGGAUUUGGUAUGGCUCAAGUCUCAUGAGUGAAUUCAAACGGUUUUGUCAGAUAGAAGUCUUCUUUGGCUUAUCUCUUCAUGGCUGCAUGGCUGGACUAAAACCCUGUAUUGUAACAUGUCUGAGAACAAUUCCUGUUUACCUUUUUCUGCAAUCCUAUUUUCUUAUUUUUCAAAAUUCUAUGUGCUGCAUUUUUGUCAAGUAUGGUGGUUAGGUACUGUUUCAGUCCUAUAAUUGAGAAGUAAGUGCUGGCUUAAUUCACUAACUGCUAUCAGUUUACUGUUA